Panonychus citri (citrus red mite) is the source of this 492-nucleotide messenger RNA. Its product is annotated as TATA-box-binding protein-like 1. Gene Ontology annotation, molecular function: general transcription initiation factor activity; DNA binding. Lineage: Eukaryota; Metazoa; Arthropoda; Arachnida; Trombidiformes; Tetranychidae. Bases 1 to 492 code for a protein of 163 amino acids. Gene Ontology annotation, biological process: DNA-templated transcription initiation. The record is from RefSeq and is a predicted model, not a curated record. The transcript has a single exon.
AUGGAUUAUAAAACAUUAUCGACUGAACCGGAAGUGGUUAAUGUUGUGAUCUCAUGUAUUCUUGAUAAAAAGUUGAAUCCAAGUGAUUAUGGUGAAUAUGACCCAUGUAAAUUUUCUGGAAUAGUACUAAGAGAUGAUAAAUCAUGUCUUCUAAUAUAUCAUUCAACAAAAAUCAAUAUAACAGGAGUAAAGUCACUUCUUGAAGCGGAACAAGUAAUACAUCGGAACUUACCGGAUAUCAAUAUAAUUUCAUCAAGAAUUGUAAACAUCACAGCUACAGCUUCAAUACUACCGGAAAUUAACUUCAAGGACGUUUAUAAUAACGAGAACUUUUCAUGGGAGCCUGAACUAUUUCCUGGUAUUAUCUACCGGAAACGGAAACAUGUUGCAACUCUCUUCCGUUCUAGGAAAGUUAACCUAACUGGAUUCAAAGCAGUUGAAGAGAUAGCUCCCUUUUUCAACGAGUUUCUCAAGAGUUUACCACUAAUAUAA